AUGAAAGAGCCAGACGAAUUGCCUAAAUUUUAUGAUAGCAAUUCCGCCCUAAAACAAGCAAAGAGCGACUUUAGACAACUCCUUAAGCAUUACAACAUCAUGCAGGAGGGAGCACAAUCGACUGGGGAUACUGACAUCAGGUACCUUAAGGAACAGGCCAAGGCUAAAUAAAGAUUCGACUAAAAGAGAACUGAUGACGCUUAUGAAACAGAACCUUGCUAAGCUGGAGAAGGGGCACGCACGCGUUCGUCAAGCCAAGGCUCAAAAUAAGCGGAUUAAGGAGUGUUAUCUCCAGAUCGCUGAAACAUUUAAAAAUAGCUUUACUCCACUCCAAGAGUAUUCAGCAGUAAUCAACCAAGCUUUUACAAUGAAGAAUAAUAUCUCUCAGCUGAAUAAAUCUCUAAAGCAGUUUGUAAACCUUGGGGAGGAGGUCAGCAUGCUUGUAGCUGAUCUGGAUGACCCACAGAAAAUUAUCGAUGUUUACAAGAAACUUGUCAUCUUGAUCAACCUCCGGAGGUCUCUUAUUGCUAAAUUUAAGGAGUCUGACACCCUUGACGAAGGAGAUAAUCCCAUAAAACUUAAGAAGUUAGAGAAGGAGUUCACUGGCAUCAAAAUUUUGGAGGAGAAAUUCUUUGAGAAAAUGCAUGGAUUUAUGGAAAACCAUCAAUUUAUUAUCCAAAAGCAACCAGCUUACUUCAUUAAAAUCAUGAGAAUCAUUGAGUGAGAUAAUAAGAUCAGCCAAAUGAAAAUAACAAGUAAGCCAUUUCAGACUAUUCAAGAGGAAGUAGAAGGCAUUGAAGAGACUAAAGAGCCUACCUCUACUGGGGCUCAAGAGGAAAAUCACUCUUUUGGGUUGAAAGAAUCUUGAACAAAAGAAAUAAGUAAGACAGUUCAAAAACAAGCUAAGGAUGCUUACGAAAAAGCAUUUACUGUUGAAUCUAUCAUUGAUAUAUCAGAGAGAUUGAUAAAGAGUUUGAAUAAUGUCGAAAAGGAUCUAGGCCAUGUAUUCCCUCCUUCAUAUAACAUCUCACAUAUCUAUUUCUAUGCCUAUAAAGAGGUCAUCCUUGAGAAGAUCAAUCCAUACAUCUCAAAUAUGGAGAAGAUUAUAGAGAAUGGAGAUAAGUCCCUUCUGCUACUUCUUGUGGCCUUUGUAGAUACAAGUGAACAGAUCCUAACCAAGCUGGAUAUCAAAGAUGAAGCCUUGAUUAGCAUCAAGGCCCAACUAAGCAGAUUUAUCCCAACAUUCUUAGACCAUAUAGAACAUCUUCUUGAGGACCUUCUGUUAGGUAUCAGAAAGCAGUUUUAUUCGGAAUAUGAUAAGUUGAUCUCUGUCAGAGAGUCUAAUAUCGGAAUGGCGAGAAGGUCUGAGAUAGACAGACUUUGGACCAACAUGCCAGAUGAUAUAUUCACCUUCAUCCAGAAGCAAUUUGAUAUUGUAGCUGAAAGACUGAGCGGGAGUCAUUUAUUUGAAGUCCUAAAAUCCUCCCUCUCUAGAGUAGGAUGGCUAAUGAAUAAUCUUUCAGAGAAAGCAGAGAAGAUUAUCUUCGAUGUUGCAAUGAAUGGCCCAUCUAAAGAAAGCAAGGGGUUUGAAGGCUUUAUGAUAUACAUUAAUGAUUUCAAUGAGAUUAUCAACAUCUUUGAAGACUUCUUCCAAGAAUAUGUCAUUGCCAAAAUAUCAGAAUCUGAAAAAGAGGAAGAGAAGAGGGCAAUAGCUAAAGAGAGGGUACAGAACAUUUUGACAACCACUUAUCGUGACAUUUUAAAAGCAAGGAAUGAUAUGACUGCUAAACUUCCCAGAUAUGUUCUGAUCCAUGACCUUGAGAGGGAAGAUUUUAUUUAUCUUUUUACUAAAAGAUGGGAAAACAAUAAAGGUGAAGAUACUAUUAGUAAUGUCCUUGCUACUAUAAUGGAGUACAUUACUGAGAUAGAUGCUUGCUUCAAGGAAGGAGGCAACAAGAACUUGCUCAAAACAGUUACAGGGCAGUUUCUAAGCAAGAUUAUUAGUGAAGCUUACUUCUUAAAGUUGUUGAUAUCAAUUAAUAAGAGAAAUAAUCUAAAAAUUCAGCUCCCAGAUGAUGAAUAUAUUGCUUCAUUACUUCCAUUCACAUUUGCAGAAAGUCAGUUAAAGCCAAAAUCAUCGAACAGGAUAAUUAAGGAUGGAAAUGAUUAUUUCCACAGUGUUACUAUGCUUAUCGAAGGAAUUCAGCAGGAUAAAGAUACAUUCCAAUCUUUCAGAGAAAGGAACACUAGCUCAGUGGGUAGUAGUGUCUAUAGUACUAUUCUCACACAAUUCUCGUCAGUAGUUCUCAUUCUUUCUAUGAUUUACAACAGUACUACAGAUAUUGAGGAGAUUAUGCAUCUACUUCCUGACUACAUUCAAAGCUUUAAAAAGAUUCCUUACAGCAAGGAAUUGCUCAUAGCUAUGAUUAAUAUUGACCCGUCCAAAAUCAGCAGUAAGGUCAUUGCCAAGCAAUUUGAAGAGAUCCUGAACAAGUUUGAUACCCUCAAUGGGGCUAAUUAG
Molecule: messenger RNA, 2521 nt
Organism: Moneuplotes crassus
Lineage: Eukaryota; Ciliophora; Spirotrichea; Euplotida; Euplotidae
Source: the annotation of a GenBank genome assembly